AUGUUGAAGGAAGAAAUAAUGGAUUUGAUUAAUAAGUCAUCUUUAACAAUAUCAACAGAAGGAGUGGUAGCUCCUCCAGGCGAAGUAAAGUCUAACUUAGAUAUUACAACAAGCCUUGAUGAAGUUGCAAAUAAUGAGAAUCUUAAUCUUUCAGGGUUAAAUAACCAAGUAGUAUCAUCGCCAUUAUCUCCAAAAAAUUUGCAAUUAAGCCUUUCAAAUAGGAGUGUGAAACAAAAUCACACGAAUUUGAAAAGCUCACUUGGUAGAAAAGAUGGAUCUCUGAGUGCUUUGUUUUCUCAGCAAUUAGGAGGUGUAAUCAGUAAUUUAAAUUCAAAUAGUAAUUCUUCGAUUACUACAACCAGUUUGAGUCCAAUAGUUGUCACAGAAACAAGUAGUAGCGGGCUUCUCCAUUCUCCUGCUCCUUUAAUGAGUCAUUCAUCUCUUCCUCUUUCAACAAAACAGAAGCUUGGACAGAUUCAAGGUCAGUUGCUUGGGCUGGAGAAACAAUUAAGAAAUGACACUCGGCAAAAAAGGGAGUACGAGGAGAGCAGGCUUCAAGUACUCAAGGAGAAUACAAUGAAAUUAAAAAAAGCCAUAGAAACAGAGAACCAACAAAGGAAUGAGGCCCAAUCUAAUAUGAAAAGAAAUUUUGAAGAACAAAUGUCAUCAAUUCAACAAAGAUUGGAAGAUGUGUUUUCUGGAAAACUGGAUCAACUUUCAAUAGCUUGCAAAAGUUUAGAUGAAAGGUUGUCUAUAAUUGAGAAGGAAAUGGCUAGUGAUAGAUCACAGAUUAUUGAAGAAUUUGAACAUAAGCACCAAAGUCUUGUAAAUGAAAUAAUGAAUGCCAAGUCAAUUGCCGAAAGAGAAUAUAAUAUAGCAGAAGAAAAAGAGGAGCAAAUGAAGCUGUUCUUGAAAGAGCUUGAAAACCAUGUAGAGGAGGAAAUUAGCAGAGAAGUUAAUAAUAAGGAGAUAGUUUUGAGUUCCAUUAAUGAUAAUUUUAACCAACUUAAGGACAAAAUUGAAAAGACUCAAGAUAAAUUCCAAAAUUUUGUACUUGAGGAAAUUGCUCACAUCAAAAAUGAUAUUGCAAAGGAAUCUCAGAAUAGAGAAGCUGCAGAUGAUGAUAUUGUCCAGGCUUUAAACCAAUAUACAAAGGCUCUUCAGGACGUAUUAAAAAUCAUUUGUUAG
Molecule: messenger RNA, 1188 nt
Organism: Cryptosporidium ubiquitum
Lineage: Eukaryota; Apicomplexa; Conoidasida; Eucoccidiorida; Cryptosporidiidae
Exons: 1
Coding region: 1-1188 (395 amino acids)
Molecular function (GO): structural constituent of cytoskeleton
Source: RefSeq, a predicted model, not a curated record